Molecule: messenger RNA, 1164 nt
Organism: Salpingoeca rosetta
Lineage: Eukaryota; Choanoflagellata; Craspedida; Salpingoecidae
Exons: 10
Coding region: 50-985 (311 amino acids)
Biological process (GO): nucleotide-excision repair; regulation of DNA-templated transcription
Cellular component (GO): transcription factor TFIIH holo complex; transcription factor TFIIH core complex
Source: RefSeq, a predicted model, not a curated record
AUUCAAGGCACACACAAACACGACAGAGCAGCAGACAGUGACCAGCCACAUGAGUUCGCUGUUUGUGUUGAUCGUGGACCUGCAUCCAGCGCGAUGGAAGCAGUUGAGCGAGGACGCGUCCCUGGAUGAGGCCAUGAACCAGAUUUGUGUCUUCUUGAACGCUCAACUCAGUGUACACGUCUCAAACACAAUCGCCGUCAUUGGCGCAGCACCAAAGAAGAGUAUGUUCUUGUAUCCAUCUGCGGUGAAGAUGCCUUCACCGGAUGACCGCCAAGAACUGUUCUCGGAGAUGAAUGCCACAAUCUUAGCCAACGCAACAAAGCUUUUCAACGAACAAUCUGGCGAGCGACACCCCUCAGACCUUGCUGGCGCCCUCUCCAAAGCGCUCUGCUUCAUCAACCGGACGGUGCGAGGCACUUCCUUGCAGCCGCAACACACGACGGCAAGCAGCUCUGUCACAUCCCGGUUCAUCGCCGGAGACAAGGCGACACCAGCAUCCUCAUCCUCAUCGUCAUCAUCGUCAGCACCGAAAGCAGCAGGGCGCGACCGCGUAUCAUCUGGUGCGCGCGUCACACCGCGUAUUGGCGUUGUCUCCGUAUCCCCAGACAGCUCUGUUGAAUACUUUGCGGCCAUGAACUGCAUCUUCGCCGCACAGAAGAACGAUGUUCCGAUUGACGUGUGUGCGAUGGGAGAGGAGGCAGCCAUCUUGCAGCAGGCCGCGCAUCUCACGAAUGGGACAUACGUCAAAGUCCACCACCCGAGCCAGCUCCUGCAGUCACUCAUGAUGGGGUUUGUGACGUCCUCUGAUGCGCAUGUGCUCGUGCGCCCCGUCCAGCGCCGCAUCAACUUUGACGCGUCAUGCUUCUGCCACGGCCGCACCGUCGACAUCGGAUACGUCUGUACCGUCUGCCUGUCAGUCUAUUGCGAGCGGCUGGCCUCCUGCAGAAUAUGCGGGGCAGAGUUCUCAGACAAGCCGGGCGCGUGACACGCAGAGGCUCACGUGUACCUGUUUGUGUCAGAGAGAAAGAGAGAGCGACGAACACACGCGGGCGCACAGACGCGACGCCGCCCACACUUGAGCAACACCAAUGCGACCAGCCCAAUUCAAACCUUUCCCGCCGCUGCUGUGGUGGAUAUACGACCUUUAGUAUACAAUUCGCACGU